This is a messenger RNA of Paramecium tetraurelia, 3468 nucleotides long. RefSeq lists its product as uncharacterized. The transcript is spliced from 2 exons. The record is from RefSeq and is a predicted model, not a curated record. NCBI's taxonomy places the organism in Eukaryota, Ciliophora, Oligohymenophorea, Peniculida, Parameciidae.
AUGGCUUUCUUGAAUAAAUUCUUUCCUAGUUUUCUUUAAGAAAUGACAGAUUAGAUUGAGUAAUAAGAAAAAGAAAUGGAGGAGUAGUUUUUAAACGAAGAGCCAUGCAUAAUCUAAGAGGAUGUUAUAGAUUAAUCUUAAAGUUUCUAAAUUGAGAAUUCUUUGGUAAAUGAAUCGCAAUAAGUGGAGAAUGCUGAAAAUAAUCUUGAAACACCCUAAGUGAGCAUAGUAAAAUAAGACAAAUAAGAUCUAAUCGAAAUUGAUGACUCAGAGUCUUUUUAAGUUCAAAAUGAGGAAUCCUUUGAUCAUCUCUCAAUAUUUGAUCCAGAAGAUGAAUGGUUGAAAAAUAACUAAAAAUCCUUAAUCAGAUCCAUUGCUACUUCAAGUGUUGAAUCACAGUUUUCAAAUGUUCUUUUAUUGAAUUAACCAUCAAAUGUUUCACUCUUAAAAUCCAGAUCUAAUAUCUUUAUUAAGAAUAAUGUUUUACAAUAAUUGGUGUAAAAAUUUUAAUUCUUUUCUGAUGAAUUCAAGACUCACAUUGAAAAGCAGACACAUAAGGCUACUCUAUUGUCAAACAGAACUGGGGAUGAGAAAGAGUUUGAUCAUAUGAUCAAUUUCCUAUAUGAUUUAGAUAAUAUAGAUAUUGAUACCAUCUACUUGAUUCUAGAUCUAUUAGAAUAAUUCAAAAGUUAUAAAUUAUGCAUUUAUGUUUGCAAUUAAUUCAAAUUGGCCUAGUAUAUAGGUAGAUACUUAGUAUCAUUGGCUUCACUCUACACUCCAUUAACAAGGACCCUCUUGAAAGAUAACUAUUAGAUUAUUAUAAAUAAACUCUAUAGAAAACAAAUAUUAUAGUAAGCAGCAGUUUCCUAAUUGGCUAUUAAUAAUAUAUUAGAAUCUAUAAAUCCUUUGUUCUUGUAAUUUAAAUUUGAAGAACAACUCAAUUUAUCAAAUAGUUUCGGAAUUACUUGUUACAAAGAAUUGAUUGGCUUAGGCUAUUGGAAGACUGUCAUUUAUCAACUAAAUUAUGAACACGCAUUCAAUUUGUGCAAAUCAUUUAAUAGUUAUUCAGAUAUUGUUAAUGUAAUAGAGAAAGUCAAGGAAAAUAGAAAAAAUAAAUUGCUUAGUGAAUAGGAAUAGUUUAACUAGAAUAAAUAUUAAUAUUUUAUAGACAUUUAAGAUGCUCUUUAAAAAAAACAUUCAAAUUUCAACCCAAUAUUUUCAACUUCUAUUAAAUAUUUUGAUAAUAAACGAUAAUUAACCUAGGAUAUUAUAGAAGAUAUUAUUAAAAAUAGUCAACUAUAAGAUGGUUCAAAUCUAAAUUACACUUAAUAAUUGAAGUAAAUAGAAUCAAUAAUUCUAUCUCAUUUAAUCUUAGAAAUAAGUGCUACAUAAGAGAAAAAAAAAGUAGAUCUAUCCUAACUUGUUGAAAUUAAGAUUUACUUUUUAAAUCAGAUCCAAUUAUUUUGUUAAAAUUCAAAUAUUAUUGAUUCUUUCUCAUUCCUGUAUCAGUUUUCAUUACCUUAAGGAGAAAUCAUGGAUCAUUAUUCUUAAUAUACCCUCGUAUAUUUAACUUCUGGUUUAAUUUCAUUUUUACACUCAUCAUAAAAAGAAGUAUAAAAGGAUUAAAUUUAAAUAUCAUAAUAGGAAUUAAAAUUUAUUGAUAUUGGAUUUGAAUAUGUUUUGACUCCUUAUCAUGUGGUUCUGAAGGCUAUUUAUAAAUCCUUUAUACAGAGUCUCUCUGAUCAAUUCUUCCAAUUAUCGGAGUCAAUUAAAACUUAUUACCUUAUUUAUGAGAAAAUUGGUGAAAAAUAGUAAUUCCCUUAAAUUGUAUAUAGAAAUCACUUUUUGCCAGUCUUUUAACAAUUGUAUCACUUAGAAUAAAAACAAAAAAAUGUAUUACCUAUUAUUUUUCUUCCUAAAACAGUCAACCCCUAAAAAUUCAAAAAUUUCAAUGAUUAACCAAUUAGAAAUUUGGAAAUUGAAAGACAUUCAUCUUCAAUUUUAAAUUAAAUAAAAUCCCUUCAUUUAUUAGAUUUUACUAAAAUAUUAAUCAAGACUAAUAUUAGAAAUCCAAAUCUACCCUCUUAAAUUAAAUAAUUCCUUAUAAAUGAAAGCAUUGCACUACUUCAAAAGUCAUAAGAUAAAUUGAGCCAUCAGAAAGUAAUUUUAGCUAUAAAUAUGUUAAAUUAUGUCAACGAAUUACCUUUGGCUAUUUUUACGCUCUAAUAAAUGAAGAAGACUAUCUUGACUAAUCCUUAUAUUAAAUAUAUGGAAUUCCUAGAAUGCUAAGAAUACAACAUUACUGAUGAUCUGUUUAAUUGCUUUGCAGAAUUCAGUGCUGAUCUUUAGAAUUAAUUAUUCUUAGAUGAAUGGCUCUAUCACUUAAUAAGGGUUGGAUUAACAAUUCUGAUUUCAAUUCUAGAAGAGAAGAAGUUAUAAAUAUAUAUACCUUAUAUCUACGUUGAAUUUGUAAAAGAGGUUGAAGAUCAUAAAAUUCAAGCUCCUAUAUUUAAGAUUUAAAAUGAAGAAUUACUUGUAGAGUAUUUAUAUCUUUUAGGAUAAUUCCUAGAUAAUUGCAAUUCUGAACAUUACGAAUAUCACGCUAAUUUAUUGCUUAUCAUUUUCAUUAUCAAUUUACCUGUUUUAACAAAUGAAGUUAUCGAAUAAAUAGCUAAAAUGAUAGAAUUUGAUUCAAAAUAUAAGUUUUAUUAAAGACUUAAGGUGAUAAUAUUGAAAGACCUAUAAGUGAGGUAAAAUGAGUAUAUUAAACAAAACCACUCAUUAUAUAUAAACCAUUACUUAGACUUGCCAAUUACUAAUCUCUAGAUAGUCAAUAAGUAUCAAUAAAAUUAGCUUGAAUAACUUUAUAAUACUUGUUUAUAAAAUUGGGAACAAUAUUAAAAUACAUCUGAAUCUAUAAAAUAGAAUGGAUAAAACUUAAUUAGAAAAUGGUUAUAGCAUAAAUAAUUUAUAGCCAAAUAAAAAUUUUUACAGCAGUCUAUCCCCAAAUUUUAAUUAUAAACUUAUAUUGUUAAAUUUUAACAGUUUUACUCAUUGAAUCUUAAAUAACUUUAUAAAAAUUUGAAUAACAAAGAUAUCAAAAUAGAAAAUAACAUUAAAGAAGCUUUUGCCAUUUAAGAGGACAUCUUAAACCAAAGACAUGGAGCAGUUGAUUCUAUAGACCUUCAUUUUUGUAAUUCAUUAAUAGAAAAGCUUUCUUAAUUGAAUCUUUAAAUUCUGAAGGGAGUUAAUGUGAGUUAAUAAUUAAUUGAAUUAUCAAAUGAAUUAGUUGGUUGGAAAGAGAAUAUCAAAUUGAAUUAAGACCUAUAAGAUGAAUUAUUGGCUAGAAAUAAAGAGUUAUUAGCAAUAAAAUGGAAAAACUUGAAAUCAGGUAUAAAAUUAAAGAAGAGAGUUGUAAAAAAAGUAGAAAUGCAAACUAUUUAAGAAGAGGAAGAGGAAUAAUAAUGA